Molecule: messenger RNA, 1926 nt
Organism: Brettanomyces nanus
Lineage: Eukaryota; Fungi; Ascomycota; Pichiomycetes; Pichiales; Pichiaceae
Exons: 1
Coding region: 1-1926 (641 amino acids)
Biological process (GO): GPI anchor biosynthetic process
Cellular component (GO): endoplasmic reticulum; membrane
Source: RefSeq, a predicted model, not a curated record
AUGACCAUUUGUAUCUCUGAAAACCGUGUUGUGUCUAUCUUUUGGCCAUGUGACUUACUUGAUCCUUCUGAAGAGCUUCCUUUGGUAAUUGUUGGAUAUAUCAUAGAUAUGGUAAAAGUCGUGGCGAUAGAUCUCGUUCCCCUAGAGAUUUACGAAAAGAUUAAUCUAUCCAAACACGUUAGGGGACUGAAACGACUACAAGCUUUGGGUACUAUCAAUUUUCACAGCAAGCAGAUACCCAGGCGAGUGAACUACAACUACGCUGCUAAGAGGCCUAUUUUGAACUCGAACGAAUUGUUGAUUCUGUACAAGCCGCCUAGGUCCGGGAAGCUGGAAUAUUUUUCAAUCGAUCCCAUAGCAAUAAAUAUAUUCUGGACUUCUACCGAUUUCAAGAGUCCUAUGCCAAAGGACAUCGAACUGGAUCGAUACUCUUCGAAGUUGGAGUAUCAUUUUCCUUCUCAUAGUACCACUGCCAACACCAAGGAGUUGCUAAGGUACAUAAACUUGACUGAGUACUCUCGUUCUCGGCUGCGCCAGGCUUCACAUCAGAGAAGUCCCAUUUCUGAGUAUGCGACAUUUUGCAAAUCGUCUUUUGAAGCUAUACUUAGAAUACUUGCUUCAAUUUACAGUUUAGUAGUCCAACCCGUAUGUGGAUACAUCAACUUUUUACUCGAGUAUCCGUUAAUAGCGAAGGCAGAUACCAGAGUAAGUGAUGAGGACGAAGAUGAUGAAGAAACGGAAAACGAGGACACAAGUUCACCUAUAGUAACCGGUUCUGUGAUUUCCCUUGCAUUAGUUUCGCAUACCUUCCAUCAAUUGAACUCCCGGUUCAAACAGUUGUACAAUUUACCGGAUCAGCUCCAAAAGUUGCGAUUAUCCAGAUCAGAGAGUGAAACCCUGAUUCUCAAAGGUACAAAAUUUUCUCCAACUGUGUAUAUCAAGUUCUACAACACGGUUUGGUUGAUUAUCAAUGACAUUUUAAUGGGUAUUACUGUCUCCAAUCUACUUCGAUUGCAUAAAGAAGAAGUCAUUUGGGGGUUCUCCUUUCUACUUCGAAGUUCGCAUAACAUCAUGAGCUCUAAUGUGAUCUGGUUGAUGAAUUCUCCUGCUGGUUUCAAAUUGAACAACGAAUUGGCCAGAUUUUUUGGAGAGAUGAUUCUAUGGACUAUGAAAUUCUGGGAGGUUGAGGUUAUUCAACCGGCUUCGGAAAAUGCCGCUUUAUUGCUCUCAAUAGCCAUUUUUUGUGUUAGGUACUGCGGUGUAUCUUUACUCGUGGCCCUAAUGGUUGACGUUUUCCAACUUCUGACUUUAGAAUUGCAAGGAUUCUAUACUGCAUGUACUAGAGUCUACCACUGGCUGUACCACACGUUAACUUCACUGUUUCGGCUAUUUUACGGCAAGAAAUACAACGUAUUGAGACAUAGAAUAGACUCUAACGACUACGAGUUUGACGAGCUUAUGUCAGGAAUUAUCAUUUUUACUAUUCUUCUCUAUUUGCUUCCAACGGUGGCUGCUUUUUAUCUUACCUUUGUUGGAACUCGAAUCAUUUGCUUUACUAUUGUGGUUUUGAUGGAAUUUAUACUCAUCUCAUUGAACCACUUACCUCUUGGAGUGAUUCUUCUCAGGCUCAAAAAUAAGGAGAGACUUCCAGCUGGUAUUAGUAUCACUGCUUCGGAAAAGCACUUUACUCUGUCCACAAAGUGGCUAACUAUGCACAACAUCUUUCGAGGCCAUAUCCGUUCUAUGAUGAACUUCAACCUCAUUAAUUACAACGAGGUAUACGCUCCCAUCAAUGAAAACCAUCCUGCAAACUAUGGAAUGCAAGAUGUCAUUACUAACUGGAAUAAAGCGUCUCCCAUGACCAUCUCAAAGGACAUCUUUCUUGGUGAGAUGAUCGACACUUUCGACUACAAAAAGAUGUUCUAG